Molecule: messenger RNA, 970 nt
Organism: Ochlerotatus camptorhynchus
Lineage: Eukaryota; Metazoa; Arthropoda; Insecta; Diptera; Culicidae
Exons: 1
Coding region: 51-872 (273 amino acids)
Source: RefSeq, a predicted model, not a curated record
CUCGAGUAGUAGCGCGAGCGACGCUUGAAAAAGUAAGACGGAAUUAAGCCAUGGCAGCUCAUUUAUUUUCCCGAUUGGAUCCGUUCGACUGCCAGAAGGGUGAUUUCGACUACUAUUUGGAGCAGUUUGAGCAUUUUCUGGUGCUGAAUUCGGUCAAUGAAGAAAGCAAAAAGGUGCCUCUGUUCAUUUCCAGCAUCGGUCAGGAGGCGUACAAAAUUCUGAAAGAAAUUUGUGCCCCCUCUGAUCCGAAGGAAAGAUCCUUUGGCCAGUUGAAGUCGUUACUGCAAGAGUACUUUGCCCGGCGUGAGUUCUACCGGCGCAAUCAACGGCCUGGGGAGUACACGGGAGCUUUCAUUAACGAGUUGAAACGAUUGUCGGCGAAGUGCAACUUUGGUCCCUUUGCUCAUGACGCGUUGCGCGAUAGAAUUGCCUGUGGUAAGCUUCCGGAAGAUAAGGCCGAUAAGAAACCACCACCACCGUCGUCGUCGUCGUCGGUGCCAACGGUUGCACCAGUUUCGAGAAAGGGACAGAGUGUGCCUCCAAUCGUGGCUGAAGUGGCAGCAGCGAAGACGAAGAAGCAAUUACAAACGACGCUGGAAUCGCUAAUGGCCAAUCUGGGCGAAACCAAAAAGCAGCAGAAGGGACCUAAACCGCAGGCCAGUGGUAGCGGUAACGCAAGGAUGUGCAAGAUUUGCGGCCACCCACACAAGGAAAAUGAAUGUCCGCAUAAAGACGCAUCGUGCUUUAUGUGUCGCAAGAAGGGUCACAUUGCAUCGGUUUGCCGAGAGAAGGCAAAUAAGGGUCAACAACAGCAGCAACCGCCGGUGCAGGUUCAUGUGCACGUUCAACAGAACACCGGUGUGAAGAAGUAGAGUUUUGGAUGCAGUGGGAGAAAUUAACUUGUGAGAUGGAGUUCUACCUAGUUCAUAAUUUUGUAAUGGAUAACAUUUUAUUAAAUGAAAUAAAUGUA